Molecule: messenger RNA, 195 nt
Organism: Puccinia graminis f. sp. tritici CRL 75-36-700-3
Lineage: Eukaryota; Fungi; Basidiomycota; Pucciniomycetes; Pucciniales; Pucciniaceae
Exons: 2
Coding region: 1-195 (64 amino acids)
Source: RefSeq, a predicted model, not a curated record
AUGCAUACGGUACCAGUCCGCAACCCGCCGAGGUCGUCAAUCUACGAAUUCUUACGGUUGCCAGAGUGCAAGAGCUUGUGCGAUUCAGACGUUGACUCCGCAUCAUCGCUGGACAAGCGAGUUAUCAGGCGCGAUUCCAAAGUCGAGGAAGGCACUCCCGAGGCCACCGAGUUAUUGCCAACCGGGCCGUUUUAG